This is a messenger RNA of Penicillium chermesinum, 2898 nucleotides long. RefSeq names its product phosphatidylethanolamine N-methyltransferase. The record is from RefSeq and is a predicted model, not a curated record. NCBI's taxonomy places the organism in Eukaryota, Fungi, Ascomycota, Eurotiomycetes, Eurotiales, Aspergillaceae. Bases 1 to 2898 code for a protein of 965 amino acids. The transcript is spliced from 5 exons. Gene Ontology annotation, molecular function: phosphatidylethanolamine N-methyltransferase activity. Gene Ontology annotation, biological process: phosphatidylcholine biosynthetic process.
AUGGAUCAGGGCCGUUCAACAGGUACCCUGCAGCCUGGCGAUGCCGGGCUGAGAGAACGAAUUGCUUCGCACCUUGAUUCAACUGGAGGCCGCGAUGCUCUUAUCCAGCAUGGGGAGGUGGAGCCGACCGGAGAGAAGGACCAGAAGACUUAUGGACGCACCCCCGAUGGAACAGUCUUUACUGUACCCCAAACCCAUGACAUGGUCUCCCAGCUCCUGUCUCCUUCAGAACCCAAGAAUGUCUCCGAUGCAGUCGUUCUAGUGCUCCUUGCUGCGCAUAUCUCGUUGCUCUGGUUGUUGCCCACCAGCACUCAAAUCCCCGUAUUUGCAGCCAUCUAUGCCUUCUGGCGUGCGGCAUACAAUGCUGGCAUUGGAUGGCUACUUCACAACCAGUCCCACCAUAAAAUCAUGAACCGCUGGGCUGAGAAGACGAAGAUCUUCGUCAAUCCGGCCACUGGAGACAACCCACAUCCUGCGCUGUACCGCUGGAUUAAGCGAGAGCUGGAGACCAAAAUUCCCCAUGACUACUCGUUCGAGAAAGCACCCCUUGAAUACAACACCUGGCUGGUGUUCAGGCGUCUGGUGGAUAUAAUCCUGAUGUGUGAUUUCACCUCCUACUGCCUCUUUGCAAUAGCUUGCGGACACCGUCCUACCGACGAGUCCACCCUCAUGACUGUCCUUCGAUGGACUGCCGGUAUUCUGCUGGUGCUGUUCAACCUGACUAUGCCUGGUACUGGGGGGGACUUCUUCUACCUCAUCGACCAAGAACUGACCUUUGAUGGAGUCUUCGAGAUGGCACCCCAUCCCAUGUACUCGGUUGGCUAUGCGGGCUAUUACGGCAUCUCUCUGAUGGCCGCUAGUUAUAAAGUACUUCUUAUCUCUAUCCUGGCCCAUGCAGCUCAAUUCGCCUUCCUCGUGCUCGUUGAAAACCCACACAUCGACAAGACUUACAACCCGCCACCACCCCGAAAGCGCUCAGUCUGUGUGGAAUCGACCCCUAGCCUCUUGGAACCAGAAAGCCCCAAUGCAGCGAUAUCCACUGAAGAACUACCGCCCUAUGCGACUUCGACUUCAUCGUACUCAGCUAAGCCACCACCAUCGGUCCACAACCUCCUGGGGUUGAAUAACCUGGACCUCUAUAGAACGGCUGAUUCUUCCAUCCUUUUGAUACAGGUAUUAAUGUUUGCAUUGACUGCCUUGACCCCCUCUACCCCUACCUAUCAGUUUUGGUUCGUGGUCAACGCGACUCUCUGGCGCCUAUGGUAUUCUGUAGGUAUGGGGUACCAGCUGGACAGACAGUCGAACAACAAGACUUGGACUCGACAUUUCCUCAAGUAUGGCGAGACCCCCCAAGAGGCGUGGAACCAGUGGAAAGGGAAUUACCACCUGAGUAUGGUCAUGUGCUAUGCCAGCUUCAUCGCGGCAGUAUGGAAGCUGUACACCAUCCCGGCCGAUUGGAACUACGGUCUUGUACUGUUCCGACACGUCCUGGGCGCAGGCUUGAUCAUUCUGCAGAUCUGGACCUCAAUCAGUGUCUAUGAUUCUCUUGGCGAGUUCGGCUGGUUUUAUGGAGAUUUCUUCUUCGAUGAAUCUCCAAAGCUAACCUACAAUGGAAUCUAUCGUUUCCUCAACAAUCCAGAGCGUGUAUUGGGUCUAGCUGGCGUGUGGGGUGCGGCUAUUAUCACAAGCAGUGGUGCAAUUACCUUCCUGGCUGUUCUCAGCCACAUCUUGACUCUGGCUUCGAUCCAAUUCGUGGAGCGCCCUCACAUGCAAAAGCUGUACGGUCGCAGCUUGCGCCAGGAUGGCGGCGUCGUCAAAAACCUUAAGAAGUCCCUCCCGUCCUCUCUCAAGCAGCUACACGGAAGCAUGGACAGAAUGUUUGACGAGUCCUUCGACUUCAUCGAAGAUCUUCUCGAUAACGCCCGCCCGAAGCUAGCUGCCGGAGUCAAUACGUUUGUCAAGGAUACCACAGCUCUAUUCCAGAAAUACCCAGCCCGAAUCACCAUCUCUCGCAUUGAUGCCGACGUGGCCGGGUACGACCUCCAUGAUUACUCAUUGACCGUUGAAGGUACCGAGACCAAGCCGGUUCAGGAAACCGAGCAAGGCAAAGGCCGUGAAGGUGCCAAUGCACAAUUGCCGCUCGAUCGCCGCGGUGACCUCAAGAACUUGACCUUCGAAUACGGCUCUCCCAUCAACGUCAAGUGGACUGCUCCCCUCAACCAUAGCAAGAAGGAUUGGAUCGGCCUUUAUCGUGUUACCGAUAACACGUCCCGUGAAGUCACCCGUGUCUCGUCGCAGGGGCGCUGGCUCGCAACCAACCGUGCAGCCUAUGACAACUUGACAUGCGAGAAAGGUAUCAUCUCCAGUGACGUGGUGGUCAAGUCCUCCCGCGAGCAGAACCGCUCAAGCCACGAGAUUGCCUCGGGCGAGGUCGUAUUCACUGGCGACCAGCUCUUCUGGACCGAGGGUACAUUCGAGCUGCGUUACCACCACAAUGCUUCGCAUAACGUCAUGGCCAUCUCUCGGCCCUUCGAGAUCCGCAUCCAUCACUUCGACGAGGUCGAAAGCCCCGAGUUUGAAGGCAUGCAGGUUGCCGUGGAGAAGGCUCUUUUGCCAGUUGUCCAGAACUGUUUUGACCGCGACCCCGAGAUUGCGCCUGAAACCGUCGAUGAGCAGUUUGGCGGUCUUGUGGAGCGCCAGGGCAAAUUUGCAAAACGAGUCGUGUUUGCUGUCCAUCAAAUGUUUGGUGUGGAAUUGGCCCCAGAAGUCGUCAAAUCCGAUGGCAAUGUUCGGAAUUUGGCAUGGAGAAUUUGUAAUGCGAAGAGAGUUCUUGCGCCUUACAGCAUGUCGCGCUCGAGCGGCACCACAACGCCUGUCGACGGUGGCAAGGAAGAAUAA